AUGUCACACCCACAGGACGCCCUCAGUUUGAAUACCGACGCGCGCUCACUCAAGAGAAAGGUGUCUUAUGACGAUAAGAGCCGCGACGAUCUUAAUGAAGAUGGCCUUAAACGACAGAGGGUAGAAUACAGCGUCGCGACGCCACCAGAGACGCCAGCCGCGCCGGCGCGCAAGGAAUAUUUCUCACCGCCACCUACCGUACUCAGACAGUCGUCAGGGAUUACUGAUCGCAUAGUCGAUAUCAUAAAUCAGCAGUUUGGGACUGAGAUCCUCUUGAGACACCAGGAGCUCCGCUUCAUAAAUCAAGAGCUGGCAAAGUGUCAAGCAGCAUUGGAGCAGCUUCGCCGCUGCCACCUCAUCCCCUACCCAACAACCUGCCCUACUCCACAGCAGAUGCUGGACAUCGUCGACGGAAAGGUCCCAGCUGUACAGAGCAAGAAUGGCGGACCUGCACCGCAAUGGGCCCCACCGUACGGAGUGGUGGACGGUCCCUAUGCGCGUCAUUAUGCCAAGUGGCUUAUCCCCGAUCCCAAAUUUGAUGGCCAAGUGCCCGAGUGGCAAGUGGUUCCAGCCGCGUCCAGACUCGUGGGUGAGGGGCGAUCGACGAGAAAUAGCCAGUCCGAGGGUGUGACUAUCGGGAAACGGGUCGCGCGCGGCCAGGUUGCCUUUAAGGCACCGGUACCAGUUGCGACGCCCAAGACAAAGGGACCGUGUAUCCUCAAGAGGAGCGACGGCGUUACCGUCAAGCUCUUCUGCCACCUCGAGAAAGCCGACGGCAAGAGGUGUGAUAGGGACGAUUUUAGCAGCACGCAGGGUUUCAUCAAUCACGUGCGCAUCACACACAAGAAGGAGUUCAAGUCUCACGAUGAGGCUGCGUUUUUCUGCGGUGUCCCCAUAACGGCUGAUGAGAGCGUGCCGGCCCGUAACGAGGAGAAGACCACCACCGGAGCCCAGCCCACCACCGGCCAAGGCGCUGGCGUCGUCCAUCCUCUUGCGAGAGCAGACGCUACGACUGAGCAGAAUGCUUACGCAAGGAUUCUCCAGCGCAUCGAUACCUCGCUCAAGUUGUUCCACCAGGGCAAAUUGCCGGGGAUCACGAGGAUCCCCGGGGUCUCGUCUCAAGCCCCCUCUGCCCGAGUCGAUUGGAGGUCUUCGAAGAGUUUCGUUGCCUCACCCGCGACUCCUUUCCUCUCUCAGUUACUACACGCUCGUAACUUCGAAGGCGACCUCAGGACACACGUCGAGGAUGCGAAGACUAGGGAGGAGGACGUGGAUGACAUCAUGCCAGGUGAAGACGAGUCUGAUGAAGGCGAACAAGGUCCGGAUACUAAGUCGGAUGACAUGGCCAGUGCCCAGGCUGCAUCUCGUGUUCCUGCCAUGCGCGUUCCUGCUCGGGCGGUCCCUACAGCCUCUGCAACCGAGUCGGGUACAUCUAGCAGCAAGGGCCGUUCGCCGCACCUCUCUCUACUUCCUCCCUCGGGUGUCACUGCCGCUGCCGAUGAAGAUGCCUCGAGCGUGCUUGAAAACAAUGUGAUGGAUCUUGAUCGCAGCCCGAACACCGCGACUAGUAACAACGCACCAUCGUUGGUGAGCGACGACGGUGGGGAUGAUUCAGAUGAUGCUUCGUCCUCUAGUGAUGCGUCUGACGUGGAUAUGUCUGACAUCGCUGAAGUCGAUAUCGAGUAUAUUGACAUGCAAGACCCUCUUGCGCAACAUGCUGGCAGCACAAGCAACGGUGCUCGAAAGAAGGAUGAGGCUAGGCAUGUCAGUUUUGUGACCCCGGUGCCUGGCAAGGCUGCUGCCCGGCGCAAGCCAAGAGUUUGAGACGCCACUCUCGAUGACUUCCUCGACCCUUUCGUUUUUGCCUACGAAUUUUUAUUUAAUGCGCCGGUGCGUAUACGCCGGGAACACUCUUCUUCAUCCCUCUCGAUUCAACAUUUUUUUGCCCACGAACGUUUACGUAUACCGAUUUUAUUAUCCACUUCUUCCGCAUAUUGGUGCUGGGCAGGCCGUCGGGCUGCCCUUGGGUGGGGCUCGAGACAUGGUCUCAGUGUACAACAAAACACCCUUGGUGGAGGAUGAAAGAUGAAGCCAUUGUUGGAGAAGAAUGAACUGGUGCAGAUGUUGGGACUGAGCUUCACAAGAGAAUAGAAUUAGACUCGAGUGUGGAAAAGCGUUUUAUGUAGCAUUUUGUACUUGCACUGGCACUUUACCAUACCCAACACAUACACGACGAGACGAAGAUGAUACCACAAAUAAAACCAAUUGCUUUUUUCAAGCCCG
Cryphonectria parasitica EP155 is the source of this 2283-nucleotide messenger RNA. RefSeq lists its product as uncharacterized. The record is from RefSeq and is a predicted model, not a curated record. The transcript has a single exon. NCBI's taxonomy places the organism in Eukaryota, Fungi, Ascomycota, Sordariomycetes, Diaporthales, Cryphonectriaceae. Bases 1 to 1824 code for a protein of 607 amino acids.